GUUUGUUCCCUUUUUUUUUUUUAAGUCAAGUUAUUCCACCAUGUCCAAACGUCAAGCUGAUCAAGAUGAGUAUCCUCAAACAAAAGCCGUGAUGGGUGGACAAAGUCGUCACCAACCUGAAGAAAUAAGUGCCAUGGGUGAAUUCGAAGAUGCUUGGGAAGACGAAAUCGAAGAAGAAUCUGGUGCUGAAGAAGACAUGGAAGAAGAAUCUAUGGAUCAAGACGGCAAUGAAGGCAUGGAAGUCGAUGAACCUACAGAAGAAGAACAGGAAAAGGAACUCAAGAUGUAUUUGCCUGGUCAAGCUUUAGAAGAAGGGGAAGUGUUGGAAGCUGAUCAAUCUGUUUAUAUCAUGUUGCAUAACUUGGAUGUCCGUUUACCGUUCUUGAGUUUCGAUGUAUUGAAUGACAGCUUGGGUGAUGAACGCAAAAACUUUCCUGCAACGGCAUAUGUAGCAGCUGGUACGUCUGUACCUGGUGUUCGUGAUAACGAAGUGGUGGUGAUGAAAUUAUCCAAUUUACAUAAAACGCAACAACUUGAUGAAGAUGAUGAAGAAGAUGAUCCACAAGCACUUGAUGAAGAUCCCGUUUUGGAACAUCGAGCUAUUCCUCAUAAUGGAUGUGUGAAUCGACUUCGAGUCAUGCCUCAAUCUGGAAAACACCUUGCAUCCACAUGGUCAGAAUCUGGCAAGGUAUAUAUUUAUGAUUUGGAUCCUUAUGUUACUAGUUUGGAUGUACCUGGAACCACCUUACCUAAACAAUACAAACCUUUGGCUAUCCACAAUCAUGGACGGGAAGAAGGUUAUGCAAUGGAUUGGUCUAGUUUGGAUGCAGGCAAAUUGUUAACUGGUGACAAUGCGGGGCUCAUUUAUCAUUCUACCAUCACUCCUCAUGGUGUCAUCAACACUGACUCGGUGGCUUUCCGUGAACACAAAUCCUCUGUAGAAGAUAUCCAAUGGUCUCCUACCGAACGUACAGUGUUUGCUUCUUGUUCAGCGGAUCAGACAGUCAAGAUCUGGGAUACUCGUACCAAGAAACGAUCAGCAGUUGGAAUUCGUGCCAGUCAAUCUGAUGUCAAUGUUAUUACUUGGAAUAAGAAGGCUGGUUAUUUAUUGGCUAGUGGUCAUGAUGAUGGAACAUUUAGUGUAUGGGAUCUUCGUACAUUCAAAAGUGGUGGUCAACCAAGUCCUGUGGCUUCAUUCAAAUGGCAUAAUGCUCCUGUUACAUCUAUCGAAUGGCAUCCUACAGAAGAAUCAGUAUUGGCAGUAUCAGGUGCAGAUGAUCAACUCUCAUUAUGGGAUUUAUCAGUAGAACCCGAUACAGAAGAAGAAGGUCGUCUGACAAGUGAUGGUGUAGAAGUUCCUCCUCAAUUGUUAUUUGUUCAUCAAGGUCAAAAUGAUAUCAAGGAACUUCAUUGGCAUAAACAAAUCCCUGGUUGUGUACUUAGUACAUCCAAUUCUGGCUUCAACAUUUUCAAAACCAUCUCAGUUUAGACUUUUUUUUAUAUUUACUUAUUAUAUAUAUAUAUAUUCAUCAUUCUAUUUUAUUUACUUCAUUUUCAUUUUACUUUAUUAUCUAUGAUCCCCAUUUAUCUUUUAUUCUUUUGUUUUGUAUAUUUUUUUUUUUUUUUCAAUUUUGUCCCCAAUGUAUUAUGUAAAACGAUUGAAUAAAUGAUAAAGUUAUCCAGGAACCUUAACUUAAUUCUUUUAUAUCUAUGAUACCAUCGAUCUCAGAUGAUGAUAUUUUUUUUUUUUUU
Messenger RNA from Halteromyces radiatus, 1752 nucleotides. Its product is annotated as WD40-repeat-containing domain protein. Gene Ontology annotation, molecular function: protein binding. NCBI's taxonomy places the organism in Eukaryota, Fungi, Mucoromycota, Mucoromycetes, Mucorales, Cunninghamellaceae. The record is from RefSeq and is a predicted model, not a curated record. Bases 41 to 1489 code for a protein of 482 amino acids. The transcript has 4 exons.